Molecule: messenger RNA, 3001 nt
Organism: Haliotis rufescens (red abalone)
Lineage: Eukaryota; Metazoa; Mollusca; Gastropoda; Lepetellida; Haliotidae
Exons: 4
Coding region: 278-2215 (645 amino acids)
Source: RefSeq, a predicted model, not a curated record
GAAACGAUACUUUCUAUUAUUUGCUAACGUCAUUUAUUACCAAAAUGAACCGAAUGCCAUAUCUCGCCUUUUGAAAAGCGAUUCCUUCUGCGGGAAUGUCUCGCGAGACAGCCAAAGGGAGACAACUCCUUAUUUAUCUCGCUGACCUAGAUAGAAGCCAGCGAGAACCGGGUUGUUGAUAGUGAGAUACACUUGAGACAUUCGACCCGUCGAUACUGGUGUUUGUUUAUUUGACUGCGAAUGUGAAAUACCGUUUCCGAAAAAGCGAUAUCAGGAAAUGGCGAUGGACCGACAGUAUUCCAAGGCGUUCUUCCAUUCUUUCAUUGAUGCCAUGCAGAAGCUGUGUCGCCAGUAUCUUGUUUUUGACCAGGCUGUUGAGCUGUGCGGCUACUUAUCGCUUGAAAUCGACAACAGCAAGAAGGAGAGAUACGUUCUCAGUGAACUGGUCCAGAACUCGGGGGAUGUCAUCAGCGAGAGCUACUGCACCAAGGCAUUCAGAACAGUCAGGAGAAAUAGCAGGAGUCCACAGAGGGCGGAAGACAGCGGUCCUCCAUGGAAGGCGAGGAUUAUACACGAGGACAAUGGGCAAAUGUCUAGGGACUCGGGUAAACCGAUCCAGCGGGACAGAAGCCAACCUGGACCUGUGUUUCAGACCGGAGGAUCAUUUAACAGACUAGGUGACCACAAUACAAGCUCGAAUAACCCCUUUCCUUCUAAAACCAACCAGUCCGUAUCAGGAUCUAGAGUAACGAACUAUAAUCAAAGAUACAGCCCAGUAGAAUCGGUGUCAGUUGUACAAAGACGCCACAAACAUCCUCAUCCUCAAGCAGCUCCUGAAGCUGUCCCCGUCCAAAUGUUUACUUCCAAAUUUGUACGUGAUGGACCAUCUGGUCCACAUGGUCCAUGGCAACAGGUGAUUCCCUCAAUAACAGAUUGUGAGGGGAUGGAUCACUGUGAUGGAUCUGGUGAUGGUUCAAGAGCUGGGAAGAGGAGGGCCACGCCUGAGAGUCAUAUGCAGACAGGGAGCAAGAAAGUUAAGGAGUCACCAGGGUCUUCUAAUGCAAGCACCAACGCCUCCUUCCCUGUCUCUACGUUAUCCAGCUCCUCAACACAUUCCCGACUCCCCUCCUCACAAUCCGGCCCCUGUGACAAGUCUUCCAUCGUCACGGAAGACAUGCCAAUCAUUGUGAAGGAAGAAGGCGUUCCCUUCCUUAUAAUCAACCCCCAAGACGAGGACCUCGAAACAAACGGAGAAGGAGACUCAGAAGUCGAGAGACUUAUCCAGGAAGGAGGGGUAGAUAACUCUUGUCUUCUGGACGGAGAUGCCGUGGGGCAGUUGCUAGAGGCAUCAUUGACUGAGGACAUGAACAAACACACUUCAAGGAAAACCCGGGGACACGUCAAACUAUUUCAGGAGUAUUUAGUAUCUCAAGGAAUUACCAUUCCGAUGCACGACUUGCCACCAGCAGACCUGGACAGUGUUCUAGGAACAUUUUUCUGGGACAUCCGAAAGGACAACGGUGAGGAGUAUGAGCCUUCUUACUUGAAGAACAUGCAGUCCAGCCUCGAGAGACAUCUCAAGUUCUGCGGCUACAGCUUCUGCAUCACCCGGGACAAGAUAUUCGAGAACAGCAGGACCAAACUAAAGGACAAACAGUCCUGGCUCAUCCAGCAGGGUAAAGGAAUGCUGCCCAAUAAGACCGUAUUCCUCUCCGAGCAGGACAUAGACGUGUUGUUCCGCAUCCAGAGACUGGGAGAUUAUAAUCCUGAUGUUCUGUUGAAUACGAUCUGGUUGAUGGUCAAUAUCAAUUUUGGGAAUGUUGUGAAGAAUGUUCGAGAACACGGUGAUCUGUUGUGGAGGGAUAUAGAACUGCAGGUGGAUACUUCCGGUAGGGAAUGUGUCAUGUUGAACAAGUCCCCCUUUCCUGUGGUACAUGUGGACAACACGGUGCCUUCUAACCGGUGUUUGGUAAGGCUUUACAAGACCUUCAGAGACAGCAGGGGCAGAUAUGUUGAAGGUACUUGCCCGUUUUACCUCUGUCCCAACCCAACGACGAUGGCGGAAUGGUUCAAACCGUCCCCUGCUGGGGUAAACCGGCUGAACAAUAUGGUUCGAAGGAUCGUCGAGGGUUCUGGACUUCCACUGGAAAAGAAGUACACCAAUUCCAGUAUACAGAUGUUGAUCAGAGGGCCAUUGAGAACUCUCGCUGACUAGAUAUUGUCUAGAUCCAAAGAGAGGAAGUGAGUAUGGUUUUACGCCGCUUUUAGCAAUAGUCUGCUAUAUCACGGCAGAGGGCACCAUCAGUUGGCUUUGAAGAGUUAUUGCCUUUGCGUUAGAACAACGCCACGUCCUUACAAUGACAGUUUAUUUAUUUAAGAAUAUUUAUAGCUUGAAAGCUAAGAAACAACAUGGUCGACAGGGCGACCUCCUACGUUUGAUUCCUCACUUGGGUUCAGUGUGGGAUGUUAAUUGGUGGAUCUGAUUGGCUGGAAUAUUGCUAUAAGCGACGUGAAACAACAUCAUUGCCUUAAACAAAUUUGAUGAACGUAUUAUGUCUACAAGGGUUGCGAGAUAUUUGGUUCCAGUAACAGCGGCACCGAAAUGCUUUAAUAGUGGCCAAGAUAUUCUUCAGACAGUACAAACCAACUUUACCGUACAUUUUGAAAUUCAUUGUUUAGACGUUUAUACAUGUCUUUCGGGGAAAUAGUGUGAUCGUUGCUCAUUAUACAAUUUGUUUUGAAUACCAUUCUCUGCCGAGAUUCUGCAGAGUAGUUUUUAUUUAUAUGUUUUAUUCAUUUCCUGCAUAAUUUGUGCCACGGGUAGUGCUUUUUCAGUGUCUUGUUAUUAAUUGUUGCAAUGCAUUGACAUAAUUACGAUAUAGAUCUUUUGGCAGUGAAGUGAAACCCUGUCACAUUCCAUUCACGAAACAAAAUACCGCAGCAAUAACAGCAGUUUCUAUAAUGUUCAUGAAUAAAGGACACAUUGCUCUUUCCUAUGUAA